GCGCAGUGCGGCGCCACCAUGGGGGCCCAGCUGAGCACGUUGGGCCAUGUGGUCCUCUCCCCAGUCUGGUUCCUCUACAACCUGCUCAUGAAGAUGUUUCAGCGUUCCACCCCGGCCAUUACCCUCGAGAGCCCAGACAUCAAGUACCCACUGCGGCUCGUCGACAAGGAGGUCAUCAACCAUGACACCCGGCGGUUCCGCUUCGCCCUGCCAUCGCCCGAGCACAUCCUGGGCCUCCCUAUUGGCCAGCACAUCUACCUCUCGGCUCGGAUCGAUGGAAACCUUGUCAUUCGGCCCUACACGCCCGUCUCCAGCGAUGACGACAAGGGAUUUGUGGACCUGGUCAUUAAGGUUUACUUCAAAGACACCCAUCCCAAGUUUCCCGCUGGAGGGAAGAUGUCUCAGUACCUGGAAAGCAUGGCGAUUGGAGACACCAUUGAGUUCCGGGGCCCGAACGGCCUGCUGGUCUACCAGGGCAAAGGAAAGUUUGCCAUCCGUCCAGACAAGAAAUCCAGCCCUGUCAUCAAGACGGUGAAGUCUGUUGGCAUGAUUGCAGGAGGAACGGGCAUCACUCCGAUGCUGCAGGUGAUUCGUGCCAUCAUGAAGGACCCUGCCGACCACACUGUGUGCCACCUGCUCUUUGCCAACCAGACUGAGAAGGACAUCCUGCUGCGGCCCGAACUGGAGGAACUGAGGAACGAACAUUCUGCGCGCUUCAAGCUCUGGUACACGGUGGACAAAGCCCCUGAAGCCUGGGACUACAGCCAGGGCUUCGUGAACGAGGAGAUGAUCCGGGACCACCUGCCGCCCCCGGAGGAGGAGCCGCUGAUACUGAUGUGCGGACCCCCGCCCAUGAUCCAGUACGCCUGCCUGCCCAACCUGGACCGCGUGGGCCAUCCCAAGGAACGCUGCUUCGCCUUCUGAUGGCCGGGCACUGGCUGCUCACACGCCGGCCCCGCGCCCUCACGUGCCCUGUCUGCACCCACCCGUCCCUGCCAUCGUUCUUUAACAUCACUUUCCCACACAUCUCCCCUUUUUGGUCCUGGAUUCAGCCUGGCCUGCCCGUGCCUGAGUGGUCACCCCGCUGGGCUAGCCCCCAAGGGGACCCUUUGGGAGCAGAGUUCUAUUACAGGUGGGUCAUCUUCAGGGCAGGUCCUGUCUGGUUCUCACUGGUUCUCACCAGUGAUGCCCGGCCCCAGGCCCUAUCCCUCCCUCACCUCGCACCUCCCACACUACUGGGGCGAGGCUGGCAGCACCAUGCUGCACUCCCCCCCCCACCCCCUCCCCUGCCAGAGUGGACCACAGUCUGGAAAUAAACGGAAAUGUACCAGCAGCCCAGAGCUGCAGGUGCCAGGGACACCCCCCCCCGCCACUCCUCACUCCUUGCCUCUGGGCCAGGACAAGCGUCAGCACGUGACACUACAUGACAGGUACCACCAAAAAGUCCUCUUGGCAGGGGCUUCUGGGGCUGAGUGGCUGCCCCAGGGCCCAGGCAGGCCAGGCCAGCUAGGAGCUUGGCUCUCCUGGGGCUGGAGUGGGAGGGGGGACUGACUGAGGGCCCCUCCCGUUGGGGUAUGGGCCCUCCUGCAGCCUCCACAUUUUUCCCAACACACCCAAAUGUUUGGGCAGUUUGGGGGGUUCCAAGCUGUCAGCCCGCAGUCGGACUGACCACCUCAGGGUCCUGGGCCACCAGCCCUGAUGGCAGAGCUAAGACGAUGUUUAUUUAUUCCUCUGUCGCACAGCUGCCCCUCCUGCUGCCUGCACCCCACUGUGGGGGAGAUUUUCAGCAGAGCCUCUUGUCUGAGUGACACUUUCAGUGGCCUCCAUGUUGCUUUUAGACAACAGUGCGUUGGCCUCUUGCAUACCGGCUUUUUCAGUGUCAUUUAUGAGCAGAAAAAAACGUUGAAAUUAAACUUUGCUAAUAUUAA
Rhinolophus ferrumequinum (greater horseshoe bat) is the source of this 1928-nucleotide messenger RNA. RefSeq names its product NADH-cytochrome b5 reductase 3. The transcript is spliced from 9 exons. The record is from RefSeq and is a predicted model, not a curated record. The coding region runs from base 19 to 924 and encodes 301 amino acids. Lineage: Eukaryota; Metazoa; Chordata; Mammalia; Chiroptera; Rhinolophidae. Gene Ontology annotation, molecular function: FAD binding; oxidoreductase activity. Gene Ontology annotation, cellular component: mitochondrion.